GGCAACAUAGCGUAACCGCAGGGGCGCGUCUGGGGCAUCGGCGCCCGGGAGGAGGGUGGCGCUGGUCCCUGCGGGCGCUCCCGCUCCGGCGGCGCCCUCGCCCUCCUCCUCCUCCCGCUCCCAGCUGGGCCAGGUGUCGGGUUGCGCCCAUCCCACCAGCAUCGGGGCGGGGCGCUCCUCUGGCUGCUCCAGCGUCGGCGGCGGCGGCGGCAUUGCUGGCCGGGCUCCCGCGGCGUCCUCGCCUGUCCCGCUCCAGCUCCGCGGCGGCGAUCAUGUGCAGCCCGGUGGAGCGGCGCCUGGCCGGGCUGCGGGAGGCGCUGCUGGGCGAAGGGGCGGCGGCCGAGCCGGGGCUGGAGGCGCUGCUGGACCUGCUGCUCUGCGUCCACCAGGAGUGCAGCGGCGCCCCCCUGCGGCGGGAGAAGAACGUGCAGCGCUUCCUAGACUGGGCCUCCCCUUUCGCCACCAAGGCCAAGCAGCUGCGCUUGCGAAGAGAUGACUUUGAGAUCCUGAAGGUGAUCGGACGAGGGGCUUUUGGCGAGGUGGCGGUUGUGAGAAUGAAACAGACAGAGGAGGUUUAUGCCAUGAAGAUUCUACACAAAUGGGAAAUGUUGAAGAGAGCAGAGACGGCUUGCUUCCGGGAGGAGAGAGAUGUGCUGGUCCGCGGGGACAGGCAAUGGAUCACCACCUUGCACUUUGCCUUCCAGGACGAUCACUACCUGUACCUAGUGAUGGAUUACUACGCAGGAGGGGACCUCCUCACCCUCCUUAGCAAGUUUGAGGACCGCCUGCCUGAGGACAUGGCUUGCUUCUACCUGGCUGAGAUGGUCCUGGCCAUCCACUCGCUCCACCAGCUCCAAUACGUUCACAGGGACAUCAAGCCGGACAACAUCCUCAUUGACACCAACGGGCACAUUCGUCUGGCCGACUUUGGCUCCUGCCUGCGCCUGCAUUCAGAUGGCAUGGUGGAGUCUUCUGUGGCUGUGGGGACCCCCGAUUACAUCUCCCCAGAGAUCCUGCAGGCCAUGGAGGACAGGAAAGGGAAAUACGGCCCCGAGUGCGACUGGUGGUCCCUGGGGGUCUGCAUGUACGAGCUGCUUUUCGGGGAGACCCCGUUCUAUGCCGAGUCCUUGGUCGAGACCUACGGCAAGAUCAUGAACCACGAGGACCACCUGCAGUUUCCGACGGACAUCACUGACGUCUCGGAGAGUGCCAAGGACCUCAUCCGAGGGCUGCUGUGCCGGCAGGAGCUGCGCCUGGGCCAGAAGGGCAUUGAGGAUUUCAAGCGCCACCCCUUCUUCAAAGGCAUCGACUGGGACAACAUCCGCAAAAGUCCCCCGCCCUACUUGCCCGAGGUGGCCAGCCCGGCCGACACGUCCAACUUCGACGUCGACGAUGACAUGAUCAAGGAGUCGGAGACACUUCCGCCUGUAUCCCACGCUGCUUUCUCUGGCCACCACCUGCCUUUUGUGGGAUUUACCUUCACUUCUGGGAGCCUCCUCUCUGAGAGGCACCCGGCCUCUCCCUCCAGCACUGCCCGCCUAGAGAAGAGAAUCCGCCACCUGGAACGGGAGAAAAUGGAGCUGGCCCGGAAACUGCAAGAUUCUCUGGCAAAAUCCCCUUCCAAGACUCUGGCCAAGGACUCUGAGUUCAGGAGCCUCCAGAACGAGAUGGCGGCUUUGCAGAAGCAGUUGGCAGAGAAUCGGUUGGAGAGUGACAAGGUUCAAAGGCAGCAGCUUGACCGGGCGGAAUCGAGACAGGUGAAGACCCUGGAGGAACGUGUGAGGAUUCUGGAGGAGGAGAAGAAUGAAGCACUACAGGAUCUGGCCAAGGCCCAGGAGCAGCUCCAAGCUCAGGCCUGGGAGCUGCAGGAAGAACAGCUGCAGCACAAGGACACCUCUGAGGAGCUGCAGAGUGCUGAGGCCAAGUGCGGGGAACUGCGAGCCCAGCUGCUGAGACACUCCCGGCAGCUGCGGGAGCGGCAGGAGGAGACGGAGGCAGCCUCGCGGAGGGUGGAAGGGCUGCGCAAGGAGCUGGCUCGCUCAGAGAGCGGGCGCAAAGAGCUGGAGGCUCGGAUUGAGGGUCUCAUGAACGAAGUCUCCAAGCAGCGGAAGGGGAGAGAGAGGGCCGAGCAGCAGCUGAGGAGGCUGAAGGAGGAGCAGGAGGAGCUGAGGGUGAAACAGAACGCAUCCUUUUUCCUGGCCUCUGGCUCCAGGAGAUCAGGAAGUGUUUCCUAUACAACAAAGGAGGAGGUGAAAGGCCUGCGGGAGGCGCUGCAGACCAGGGAAAGGCAGCAGGAGGCCUUCCGAGCUGAGAUUGCCCAACUCCAGGAGCAGCUGGAGAAAGCCAAGGCUGAACGUUGGGGAAAUCUGGAUCCAAAGGACUGGCCCAAAGAACCACACAGUUUGCUGCCCAGGGAAGGUGUCAGUGCCCUGCAUUUUGGAGACCAGGUGGAUUCACUCGGCGCCAACAGCCCUCAACAGGAUCAAGAACAGUGCUCUUCAGAGACCCACAAGUUAGCCUUUGCCAACUGGGAGAUGCAGAUCACGGACAUCUUGCGGUGGGUGAGUGAUGAGAAGGAGUCGAGGGGCUACCUUCAGGCCAUGGCGACCCACAUGAUGGAGGAAGUGGAAGCACUGAAGCAGACGGGGGCACAGAGCCCCAAAACUCCGGACACCCUCUGGAAGGCACGGCGGCUGCAGAAAGUGGAGGCGUCUGCCAAGUUGGAGCUGCAGUCGGCCCUGGAAGCCGAGAUCCGGGCCAAGGGAGGCGUCCAGGAGGAGCUGGAUAAGCUGAAGGUCUCGCACCUGGCGGUUGAGUGCCAGUUGCAGGAGGCAGAGAAGCAGAACCGGGCUCUGCGCCUGGAGCUGGAGAAGGCCAAGGGAGAGCUGAAAGGACGGUCCCAGGAAGGCACCAAACACCAAGGACCUCUGAUUCCGUUCCUCUCCUUCCGAAGUGCCAGCAAGGACGCUAUCGUUUUUGGGGGUGCCCCAGAUUCCCAGGAGGCUCGGAAGGCCACCGAAGAGGUCCAGCUGCACCCCGAAGGGCGGAGGAGCCUGCGGUCCAGCGUGCCACAUUCAACGUCUUCCACUCAGUCCAUUGCGGGUUCUUCAGAGAGCAGUAACAGUUCUGGAUCCUUGAAGCCCAAAUCGCACAGCUUCAAAACCCACAGCUUCUCCACACCCACCAAGUGUAUGCGUUGCACAUCCCUGCUGGUGGGGCUGGUCCGGCAGGGCUUGACUUGCGAAGCCUGUAACUUUGUCUGCCACGUAUCCUGUGCUGGAGGGGCCUCCAUCUGCCCCCUACCCCCUGAACAGCUCCAGAAAACCUUGGGGGUCAACCCAACAAGUGGAACAGGGACGGCAUUUGAGGGGUUCCUGUCGGUGCCCAAGCCUUCCGGGGUAAAGAAAGGCUGGCAGAGGGCUUUUGCCAUCAUCAGCGAUUUCAAGAUCUUCCUGUUUGAUGUGCCAGAGGGGAAGGCAGCACAAUGCGACGUGAGCAUCAUGCACGUUACAGACAUGAGGGAUGAACAGUUCUCUGUGGCUCCAGUCCUGGCAGCAGACGUCAUCCAUGCCAGCAGCAAAGACGUGCCCUGCAUAUUCCGGGUGACGGCCUCUCAGCUGAGCUCCCCGCACACAACCAGCUCGAUGCUGUUCCUGGCUGACAGCGAAGGGGAGAUGAGGAAGUGGGUGGAGGUUCUGGCGGAGCUGCACCGCAUCCUGCGGGAGAACCAUCACCACGACCGCACCGUCUACAUCCUCAAGGAGGCCUACGACAACACCCUGCCCUUCAUCCCCCAUGCCCUGUCGGCAGCCAUCAUAGACAGAGAGCGGAUUGCUUUGGGUACAGAAGACGGCCUGUUUUUGAUUCACCUCCGGACAAAUGAUGUGCUUCAGGUGGGGGACUGCCGCCGGGUGCAGCUGCUCCUGGUCUCUCCCAAGGCCCAGCUGCUCUCCGUCCUCUGCGGCAAGAACCACAGCCUCCGCAUCUUCUCCUGGGCGGAGCUGGAGACCCCGGAGGCCAUGGGGACCAAAGUGGUGGAGGCCAAGGGCUGCCAGGCGGUGGCUGUGGGGCUCGUCUGCCGCGGGACCACCCCCGUCCUCUGCGUGGCCUGCAAGCGGCAGGUCCUCUGCUUCCAGCUGACGGCCACGCGGCCCCCCCACCGGCGCAUCAAGGAGAUCCAGGCACCCGGCUACGUUCAGUGCUUGGACAUCCUGGGCGACCGGCUGUGCAUUGGAUGCCCCUCCAGCUUCUCCCUCUACCCUCUGCUCAACGAGGGACCCCCCGUGAGCCUGCCCCACCCCGAGGACCGCCGGGCAGCCGCCGUGACCCACAUGGAAGCGCUGAAGGCCGUGGAGGUCAGCCUGAGCGAGCUGAUCCUCUGCUUCAGUGGCUUUGGCCUCUACGUGGAUGGGCAGGGGCGCAGGAGCCGCCCCCAGGAGCUGAUGUGGCCCGCGCCUCCCCUCAAUUGCUGUUACAACGCUCCGUACCUGUCAGUAUUCAGUGAGAACGCAGUCGAUGUGUUUGAUGUUAGGAAAGCUGAGUGGAUUCAGACGGUGUCUCUGAAAAAGGUACGAGCACUAAAUCCUGAGGGCUCCCUUUGCACUUUUGGCAGCGAGAAAGUCCACCUGACUUACCUCAGAAACAAGGCAGCUGAUCAGGACGAGUUUGAAAUCCCCCAGCCGACGGACAACAGCCGGCGGCACCUUGUGAGGACCAGGCACAAGCGCCGCUUCUCCUUCCGGAUCUCUGAGGAAGAGCGGCAACACCAGAGGAGGGAGAUGAUGCGCGACCCAACCCUCCGCUCCAAGCUCAUCUCCAGCCCCAGCAACUUCAACCACCUGGUCCACGUCGGGCCGGGCGAGAAGCACCACCAGCUGCAGGACCUGCAUGUGGCCCAGGAAGAGAAGAGGCGAGAGGCUCAAGUCCGGAUGCGCUGCAGCAGCCUCUCCGAGACCCGGCGCCCCUCGGCUGCGGGCGGCACUGGCAGGACCCUGGGAGCCGCUGGUCCUUCCUUCUCCUCCUCCUUAAAGCACAAGUCUGGCAGCUCCAUGUCUGAUGACUCCUCUGCUGCUGCUCCGAGCUUUGGCGUGGGCAGUGCCACGCUGGCAGAGCAGAUCUUGGAUAAAACGCAGAGCCUCCCUCCGUGCCCAGGAAGCACCAGUUCCACAUGAUGGGAAGCAUCACUGCCCGGCUGCAGACCUGCCUUGGACGGCUCUGGCUCCUUUGACUCUGGCCACAAAAAUGUGCCUCCCUGUCUGGACUCGAAGGGCAAAGCACCGCCUGGCAGAUGCCCAGAGGCAGUGGGAGACUGCCAGCCCUUGUGAAGCGGCCUGGAUCGCAGCACUUCAGCCUUUGAAGGUGGACCGGGGCUGGAAUGGGGGUCGGCCAACCUCCAUGAGGAUGCAGCAAGAACUUCUCCCACCCCACAUCUCAGGGAACGCAGCAGGCCACGCCCAGCUGCCUCAGCACCUCUGCCCCCAACUGCCCCACCAGCUCUCUCUUCUCCACAUGCACCUGAACCCCUCUCCACCCACACUGCAAAAGCAGCAAUGGGACCAGAACCGCCUCCCUCCAGCCUUGAUGGAAACAUUUUUAAAAGAGUCCCUAACGUUUACUUUUUACAAAAGCUAUGCUACUUUCAGCCAUAUUCUAAGUAAAGCCUGAGACCGUCGUGCCAGCAGCAGCGGGGUGGUGGUGUUGGCAAGACAAACGGGUGCCCUUUGAGGGCCAACCUGCAGGAUGUGCACCCUCGCAGGGAGCAGAGGGACCCGCUCAGGGAAUGGCAAAAUCUCAGCCAGAAAGAAAAUGCAUUAAAGAGUUAAAAAGACAGUGCCGCUGGCAGGUUUUCUCAGGGGUGGGGAGUCACUGGAUAAAGGGGGAGAGGGGAUAAAAGGUUUGAUGCCACGUUGCUCCUCCAUCAGUCUGGUUGGCAUGAAGUGUGUAUGAACAAGCACAGAUUGGAGUGCCUUUUUCACCUUUGCUGGAGCUGCUGUGGUGCGCUAAUCAAAUUAAAGCCAUGGUUUGGCUUAGCACAA
This is a messenger RNA of Podarcis raffonei (Aeolian wall lizard), 6035 nucleotides long. It is a transcript of the gene CDC42BPG, whose product is annotated as CDC42 binding protein kinase gamma. The transcript has 37 exons. NCBI's taxonomy places the organism in Eukaryota, Metazoa, Chordata, Lepidosauria, Squamata, Lacertidae. Gene Ontology annotation, cellular component: cytoplasm; cytoskeleton. Gene Ontology annotation, biological process: peptidyl-threonine phosphorylation; actomyosin structure organization. Gene Ontology annotation, molecular function: ATP binding; protein serine/threonine kinase activity. Bases 273 to 5171 code for a protein of 1632 amino acids. The record is from RefSeq and is a predicted model, not a curated record.